AUGAAAUAUGUUCUUAAAGAGGAAUUUAAAACUAAAUACUCCUUAGGAAGUGAUGUAGUGGGAGAUUUAGAAAUAGUUAAUAGUGGGACAACAUUAAAAGAUUUAGAGCAAGCCUUUCCCGAAAAAGAAAAAACUCGUUUUGGACUGAAAAAGAACGGUCGAGAUUCCGAUAUGAAAGAAGAAACUUGGAAAACGUUGGAACAAAUUUAUGAGGAAUGGUGUACGGAGCAAACCCAAUAUCAAGAAUUAACUUCCGAUGAAAAAGAAGAAUUAAAGAAAGAAAAAUCAAUUGUGCAAGAAGAUUUAGAUUUAAUAAAUAGUAUUCCGCCCCAUAAACUUUCAAAAAAUGAUAAUACCGAUAAUACUAAUACUUCUUAUGUUCUGGAUGCAACUCCUAGUGGCGGAUUUACUUAUUAUUCAGUUCGCGACCCCAUCCAAAGCAAAUUUCCUCAGGAAAAUUAUCGGGAUUUGGUUAGUGAGUUUGAAAAAUUAUUUUUGAGUAUUGAUGGUUAUUAUUCUAAUCUUUCGAAAUAUGUAAUAGAUAGUCGAAAUAGUAAUGAAUAUUAUGACUUACCAGAUUUUUUUAGUGAAGAAGAUGAAGAAAAAACGAAAAUUCACCAAAUGUAUCUCCGCGAAGUAAGCCUAAAAGAAGAAUUAGAAAGAAAAACCACAGAAUAUCUAGGUAAGUUAGGAGCCGAAAAAGAGGGUAUUGAUAGCUUAUUGCGAGAUUUAAAUUUAACCAAUAAUCAUCAACAACAGCAGAAUAAUGAUGAUAACAAUAAUCCACCUCCCAGCAAUAAUAAGAAAGAGGAAUUUAACGCCAAUUUAGUUUAUUCUUCCGAACAAGAAUUAGUUCCAUUAAUUCAAUUUCUUGACUUAGAAAAUAAAAAAUUAACUGGCAUUCUCGACUUAACUAUUUUCCCUAAUUUGGAGCAAGUUAAUUGUAGUCAUAACUUUUUGCGAGGCAUAAAAACCCCCGCCGGCAUUAAAAAUAUUCAAGCCGCUAAUAAUAGCAUUUCUAGUCCGCAACAAAUAAUCCAAGGUUUACAAAAAAACUCAGUCAAUGAAAGAUUUGAGAUUAAUCGCUUAAAAAAAUCCUUAGCGGUAGUUCAAGCUAACCAUGAUAAAAUAAAAGCCGAAUUAGACCAAGCCCGAACUAAUUGA
This is a messenger RNA of Entrophospora sp. SA101, 1164 nucleotides long. NCBI's taxonomy places the organism in Eukaryota, Fungi, Glomeromycota, Glomeromycetes, Entrophosporales, Entrophosporaceae. The record is from the annotation of a GenBank genome assembly.